Penicillium expansum is the source of this 1527-nucleotide messenger RNA. RefSeq names its product GMC family oxidoreductase. The transcript is spliced from 3 exons. Lineage: Eukaryota; Fungi; Ascomycota; Eurotiomycetes; Eurotiales; Aspergillaceae. The coding region runs from base 1 to 1527 and encodes 508 amino acids. The record is from RefSeq and is a predicted model, not a curated record. Gene Ontology annotation, molecular function: oxidoreductase activity, acting on CH-OH group of donors; flavin adenine dinucleotide binding.
AUGUCUACCUUUGAUUUUAUUGUCGUCGGGAGUGGCCCGUCCGGCUGCGCACUUGCCGCCGGCCUCGCUCAUUCGACCACCAAGCCACGCGUCCUCCUCCUUGAAGCAGGCGAGAACAAGGAAGAUCGCAGCCUUCGAGUUGAUGGCCAGCGAUGGCUCACCUUCCAGGACCAGUCAAUGAACUGGGGAUUCAAGACUACCCCGCAGGUGGACUGCAACAACCGUGAGAUUGACUACAGUCGCGGGCGGUGCAUGGGCGGCUCAAGCUCCAUCAAUUUCGGCGUGUACAGUGUUGGCGCGCGCGACGAUUACCAGGAGUGGGCGAGAAUUGUUGGCGAUGAGACUUUUGCAUGGGAAGGAGUUCAGCAAAAGUUCAAAGAUCUCGAGACGUUCCAUGCGGAGAUCCCAGAGGGCAUAGAUAGAAAGUAUGUGGAUCCGAAGAUGGAGAACCAUGGAAGUGAGGGCCCGUUGCAUGUAGGCUUUGCGCGGGAAUGGGAGCGGGAUUUAACAGACCUCCUGGAUGUCUUCGAGCAGGCCGGGUUUCCGUUGAACCCCGAUCAUAAUUCUGGAAAUCCGAUUGAUUACGCUUCCAAGGAAGUCAUUCUAUCUGCCGGCUCGCUGAACGACCCCCGUAUCCUGAUGCACUCAGGCAUAGGCCCCGCUUCCCAACUCCAGCAAUACAAUAUCCCUGUCGUCCACGAUGUACCCGCCAUCGGCCAGGGGCUCCGCGACCAUUGCUUCGUGCCGAUGGUGAAUACUCGCACAGCAACCAGCACAGACAGGAAAUCCUUUUAUGGGGAUAAAGCCGCCAUGGAGGCUGCGCAAAAGCAAUGGGAAGAAGACGGGACAGGCCCUUGGGCGAAAUUUGCCUGCGAGUUGGGCAUCGGUUGGUUCAAGUUGACCGAGCAGCUUAUUUCCACGCCAGAAUUCAAGGCCCUUCCAACAGAUGAACAGAAGUAUCUUCUACAGGAAACCGUGCCACACUACGAGGUCCUCACGCAUUUCCCCGUUCACUGGGUCAUCCCGGAUUUCCCGACCGAGGCGUUGAACUACUCCUGUCUGCUCGUCUUCUUGUUCAAUGCCCAGACUCGUGGAGAAGUCACAUUGCAAUCUUCAGAUCCUGACUCUCCGCUCUCCUUCAACCCCAAGUUCCUGGCCCACCCGUUCGACCGCCGCCUCGCGAUCGAAGCCUUGCGCGACUCGUUCCGCGUCGCUAAGCACGAAUCCUACACCAAGGACAAUGUGGCGGAGCUGGCAAUGCCAAAGGGCGACUCAGAUGAGGAACUACUCGAGUACUGGCGGCAGAACAUCUCGUCGAGCUGGCACAUGACGGGAACAGUGAAGAUGGGCACGAAAGACGAUGUAGACGCAGUUGUGAAUCCGGAUUUCAGGGUGGCAGGUAUUGAGAAUCUGCGUGUGGCGGAUAUGUCGGUUGUGCCGGUGUUGGUGAAUGCGCAUGUGCAGGCCGUUGCGUAUGUCACUGGUGCAAUCUGUGCGGAGAAGUUGGUGAGGGAGUAUAGCCUUUAG